AUGACGUUCUAUGUUGUAAUCCUGAUCCUGAUGGCAACAUUCUGCAAAGAAAUGAGUUCUGUUGCUAAGACAAGAGAUGUAAUGACACCGGUUUUGUCUACUACGGCAACGACAGAAUGUGUCGACGUGUUUCACCAUUGCAAAGCCUUUAACACAACAGCAUGUGACGCCAACCAUCAAAGCUGGGCCAAAAAGUAUUGCGCUAAGUACUGCAGUCUAUGCGAUGACGCUUGUGUUGAUGUCGAGCCUAACUGUGAGACAUAUGGCUUGGCUGCUUGUCAAAUGGCAUUCACAUCUUGGGCCGCAAAUAAUUGUGCCCGCUUCUGCGGAUUAUGCGUGAAUGCAGAAAUACCUACCCCACCAAGCGGGGCAAUGCCUUCCCGCGCUGGUUGUCAUGACACACAAAACUGCACUGCUUAUUCUCAUGAUGUGUGCACGAAAUAUAAUAUAUGGGCCCGUCAACACUGCGCAUCAUUUUGCGGAUUCUGCAGCUAA
Messenger RNA from Ylistrum balloti, 495 nucleotides. RefSeq lists its product as uncharacterized. Lineage: Eukaryota; Metazoa; Mollusca; Bivalvia; Pectinida; Pectinidae. The transcript is spliced from 5 exons. Bases 1 to 495 code for a protein of 164 amino acids. The record is from RefSeq and is a predicted model, not a curated record.